AAAAAACUGAUGUAAUUGAUUCAUAUUAUGAAUCACAUAUAUCAGUUUUUUAAUGUAUCGAAAAAAUUAAAUUUACUUAUAAUAGCGACAGAGUAAGUGUUUCUCUUAUCAGUAUUUCAGUAGUGGAGCCUGCUCUCUCUCUCUAAAUAUUCCAAAUACAUGCAUAUAAAUCUCUGCAACUCGACAAAAUAACCAGCUUUUGCUUUCUCAUACAACUAAUAUAUUAAUGUCUUCGUGUAUCUAGCUAUAGCAACUAGCAAGCACUGUAUUAGAGUCAAAUUAACAAACACCACACAGAGAGAAAAGGAAGAAGAAAUGGAAGGGGUGUUUUUCUUUGCUAUGAAACUUGCUUCUUCACUUGCUAUUGUUGGUAUUUUCAGUUGGAUACUUUAUAUUUAUGGCAAUUUGUGGUAUAAAUCUCAAAUGGUAAGAAGGAAACUACAAAUACAAGGUAUUAGAGGACCUCCACCUUCUUCUUUUCUACAUGGGAAUUUACCUGAUAUGCAGAAAAUUAAAGCACAAGUUAGCAUCUCCAAAGAUAGUGAUCAGUUUCUAGCAUAUGAUUAUUCUGCAGCUCUGUUUCCAUAUUUUCAACACUGGAGGAAACAAUACGGUCUAGUGUACACUUACUCCACAGGGAUGAAGCAACAUUUAUAUGUGAAUGAACCAGAUCUAGUGAGAGAAAUGAACCAAUGUAUCACUUUGAAUUUAGGUAAGCCUUCUUACAUAACUAACAAACUGUCCCCAAUGCUUGGAAAUGGCAUUUUGAGAGCCAAUGGCAACAGUUGGGCACAACAGAGAAAACUUGUUGCAGCUGAGUUCUUCAUGGACAAAGUUAAGGUUAUGGUGGGGCUUAUGAUAGAGUCAGCACAGCCAUUACUAUUAAAAUGGGAGCAACUUAUUGAGGACCAAGGAGGGGUCACAGCUGAAGUUAAAGUUGAUGCUGAUUUGAGAGGCUUUUCAGCUGAUGUUAUUUCAAGAGUUUGUUUUGGACAUUCUUAUUCUAAGGGAAAAGAAGUUUUCUUAAAGCUUAGAAGCAUCCAAAAAAUCAUGUCCAACCAUGGCUUCCUUUUUGACAAGAGUGGUUUCCUAGACAAAUUGAAAUUUCGGACGAAGAAGCAAAAUGAGAUAAGCAAUUUGGAGAAAGAGAUAGAGUCACUGAUAUGGGAGUUAGUGGAGGAACGUAAGCGAGAAUCUUCGUCAGAAAAGGAUUUGAUGCAGUUACUUCUUGAAGCAGCAAUGAGUGAUCAAAGUUUAGGGAAGGACUUUUCCAAGCAAUUCAUUGUCGAUAACUGCAAAAACAUAUACUUUGCUGGUCAUGAAACAACUGCUGUUGCAGCUUCUUGGUGUUUGAUGCUUCUUGCUUUAUACCCCGAAUGGCAAACUCGUAUAAGGACAGAGGUUGCUCAACAUUGCCCUAAUGGCAUACCGGAUGCAGAUUCUCUCCCUCUUUUGAAAACGGUGACUAUGGUGAUUCAAGAAGUGCUAAGGCUAUACCCACCAGCCGCCUUUGUAUCAAGGGAAGCAUAUGAAGAUGUCCAAAUUGGAAACCUAAAUGUUCCAAAAGGUGUUUGUUUAUGGACUCUGAUCCCAACUUUACAUAGAGAUCCUGAGAUUUGGGGACCUGAUUCAAAUGAGUUUAAACCAGAAAGAUUCAGUGAGGGUGUCUCUAAGGCUAUCAAGUUUCCACAAGCGUAUGUGCCAUUUGGAAUAGGGAGUCGGUUAUGCGUAGGGAAGAACUUCGCUAUGGUUGAACUAAAGGUUGUGCUAGCACUUAUUGUGUCCAAGUUCAGCUUCUCUUUGUCUCCUAGUUAUAAGCAUUCUCCUGCAUACAAUAUGAUUGUAGAGCCAGGACAUGGUGUAUAUAUUCUCAUUCAGAAGAAUUGAUGAAACAAAUUCUUCAACUUUAAUAUGCAAGCAUUUGAUUUCUUUUGGCUUAUGCUUGUGUUCAUGUUUAUGUUUAAUGCUUUUUUGUUAUAAAAAGAGUUUCUCCCUUGACUAUAA
Molecule: messenger RNA, 2004 nt
Organism: Trifolium pratense (red clover)
Lineage: Eukaryota; Viridiplantae; Streptophyta; Magnoliopsida; Fabales; Fabaceae
Product: cytochrome P450 714A1-like
Exons: 5
Coding region: 316-1887 (523 amino acids)
Molecular function (GO): monooxygenase activity; oxidoreductase activity, acting on paired donors, with incorporation or reduction of molecular oxygen; iron ion binding
Source: RefSeq, a predicted model, not a curated record